Messenger RNA from Besnoitia besnoiti, 10479 nucleotides. RefSeq lists its product as uncharacterized. Lineage: Eukaryota; Apicomplexa; Conoidasida; Eucoccidiorida; Sarcocystidae. The transcript has 12 exons. The record is from RefSeq and is a predicted model, not a curated record. The coding region runs from base 1 to 10479 and encodes 3492 amino acids.
AUGAUGCGGGGAGGCGCGCCCGCACCGUCACCGACGCCUCAUGCAGGCACCCUGUACUGCCCAAAUCCUGCGGCGAAAUUCCUCGAGGCGCUCAAGUCGAAUAUGGAGAUGCCUCGCCCAGGCGUAACCCUCGACGAUUUCCCCUUUUUCCCGCUUCCGCCCGCAAACUCUUCGGUGUACACGGACGUAGUGAUAACGAUACACCCGCUGGGGCCGACUUCAGCACGUCUCGAAGUCUGGAAUCCCAAACAGCAGGCGUACCCCGUGCUUCUUCUUUGGAUCUCGCUCCUUAUCAGGCCAGGCACUCCCCCGAACCGCUUUGCCGUCCGGGUGUCUUCGCGCCUGCUUCGCACAGAGGCGUCGCGGAUUCUUGUUGGUGCGGCGCUCUCUUCCGCAGCUGUUCAUCCGCUGUUUGCGGCGUAUAAUCACCUCGUUGUGCGACUCCCGUCAGACAGCGCCACAGGCAGUGGCAGCGACAAAGACUUCGAGACAUACUGGCUAGAGAAACAGCCUCCACGAUUCGCUCCCCCGGUCCAGCCCGCGCCGAUUUGGCGGCCUAAUUCAGCGCCUUCGCUCUGGAAGGCCGAGCAACAGUGGGCUCCAGAAGGAUCCUUCGCAGGAACCGGCACCCCGGCUCCAGUUGACCCUCGAUAUCUGAGCGGCUCCGCGGCAGGGGUCACAAACCCUCACUUCGCUUCGGCCUCGCCGCUGACUGCGCCGGUGCAGCCGUUCCACGGUGUCUCAGGGGUUCGUCCUGCGGGUGUUUAUCCGUAUGUCGGGGCAGCGGCAGUGGAGAGAGAGCAAGCGCCGGUCAGAGAGAGAAGCAUCUUGCAGUACAUUGACGAAGUCGCUCGCGUUUCUUCAGGCGCGCAAGCGUAUGGCGGAGGUGGCCGUAGCGCUCUCGAACUCGCCUCCUUUCUACGCGCAGCCAAUGGGGACAGACCCGCCGGCGCCGAGGGAACACACUACCCGACCUACGCGUCCCUCCCCCAGCCCGGUCUCCACGUGCCCGCCCGGCCUGCGCACGGCGCCGUGGCACCGGUCGAUACUGCAGGGGUGCCACAGCGGACAGAACUGGACCUGGAUGGCCAUCUCAGGGAUAUCCAGGAGACGUUUGAGGGAGUGCCCGAAGCUUGGGUGACGGGUCGCUCCGGGCUGCGGAAGCGUCAGGCGGCCAGUCGGGUCCCGCCCGCUGCCUCGCCCGAGGGCCUUCCGACGGUCCGCAUCCUCGACGCCGGGUCUCCGCGGGCGUGGACGCCGUGUUUUCCCGCCGAGGGCGAGUUGGCUGCCUCGCCGCCGCUUCCGCCUUCGUCGGCGCAGGCGAGCCACGCCGGCUUGACACACGGGCCUUCGCUCAAGCCCCGACAGGGGCGCGGCUGCUCCGCUCUGUCGCCUGGAGAGAACGCCGGGCGAGGGCGUCACGCGGAAUACGCGGCGACUUCCGCAGACGACGGCAGAGGCGCGGCAGGCGAGGGGCGGCCGCCGGGAGGCGACGACGUGUGCUCAGUCGCAGAUGCCGCGGUGCCUGAGUCACGGUCGUCGCCGCCGCGCUGUAAAAGGGAAUCGAAAGGCGCCCAGCCAGGUGGGCGUGCAACCUACGGGGACGAGCAACCCCGGACCCCGGCGAGCUCCUCGGAUUUCUCCUUCGGGAAGCGGCGAGGCUUCAACGACGGCGCCCAUGACUUUUCGUCCCUCGAGGAUGGAAGCAAAGAUGCGAAGGACGACGAUGAAUGGACAUCGUUCGAGCGAGCUCGGCUUCGGUGGCUGAGGCGCCGGAAGGGGGAGGAGGACGACGAUGACGACGACUCGAUGUUUGACGACGACGACGAGAAGCUAGAUGCAGUGACGCUGCCGUCGCCGUUCUUUCUGGAUCACCUGCAGCGGAUGCAAGAGAAGGAGGAGCGCCUCCGGUCUCGAAUCCAGGCGCUCAACGCAGCAGUGCCUACGGAUCACCGGCGGCGCGCCUUCGAUCAGCUUUUCGGUAAGUGGAAGAAGUCUGCCAAGCCGACGCUCAGCAAUGCCGUCGACGACCUCGUUGACCAGCUGCUGUAUACGAUCCCGGCGGGCACUCGCCUGGCGGGGAAAGCAAGCAAGGCGCGCCGCCUGCGGACGACUAAGGCGAGUGAUGACGAUGAGGACGAGGGCGGGGUGCGAGGCCGCCUGCGGUUCUUCGAAGACCUCUCCGAGAAACUGGAGGCCAAACAGAGAAAGGAGCGCGACCGCGAACGACGAAAGCAAAAAGUAUACCCCAACUCGAAGGAAGUAAAGUCUGCGCUAGGGCAGGACUUGCUCUCGCGUCGCCGGAAGAAGCUGCAGGAUGAAUCCGACGGCGGCCUAGCGAGAAGCAGUGUUGCAGGCUCCGCAGACGAUACUCUCGGGGGCUCCGGCCCCGCGGGAGGAGAUACAAAGACCGCGCGAUCGCCUUCGCUCGCGCGACCGCCUUCUCAGGUGAUCUUUGCAGCUCCUCUCGUCACCCCUUCGCCGCGCGCCGAGGCUGCCGGCGGCGACGCGACGAAAAUGGGCCUGUCGCCCGCCCUGGACUUGUCGUCGCUGAACCGCGAAGCGGCCAAGGCGCAGGACAAACACAUGUUUUUUCCAGACGCGCGAAAGCUCGUAGCGGUGCGUUUCUCGACCUCGCCGGAGCGGCUGGCGAGCGCUGCAGAACUCGCGCCGUCCGCGCCUGCGGAGCCGCCUGCUAUCGGCGGGUCGCCGCAGCCGUUUGCGCCGACGGCGGGUCUCGUUAGCUCCGCGGCGACCACGCCCAGGCCGUCGAUGUUCGCCUCCACGAGAUCCUGCCUGGCGCCGUCGACCUUCAUGGCAGCAGCGCGUGAGAGCUCCGCUGGAGCGGGCAGUUUGACGGCGCAGGGCUACCAGGCGGCGCACCGGCUCUUGGAUCGCUUUAACUCUGCCACCUCGUCUGUCGGCGCUGCAGAUAGCCUGCAGGCGUCUGGACCGUCAAAUUCGGUCAAACUGUUCGAUGAACCGCGCGUGGGGGCCGCGUUUCCAGGCGACACAGAGGAGGAGAGUGCGAGAGCCUGGGAGGGGAGCGACGGAGAUCUUGGGUCGCGGGACGUCUCAGCUCGCGGACAUCGGCAGGACUCAGCGAGCAUUCACUCCCGUAUGGACUCGGGAAGGACGGCGCGACACCACCCACUGGUGACGAUAUCGCCGCCGACCACGUCUCAUUCCUCUCACUGUCGUUUGUCGUUGUCUUCGUCCACCUCAGCGUCCUCAGCCUCCUCGGCUAAAUCCUCCUCUCGCGCGAAGAGUACCUCGUCACGAGGCUUCGCUGGGCGGGGGACGCGCUGCGUGAAACGUGCCUUCGAAACGCCUCCUCUUUGCUCUUUGCCUUCAUCUUCAGUCAGUCCUUCCUCGUCAGACAGCCGGAAGUUUUACAGCCCCGGCGCCUUGCUGAACCCCCUGCCGAUCGUUCCCUACGCAGAUUCAACUCCGUUAUCGACGUCGUCCCUUCUGUCCUUCCUCCCCGACAUCCCGCCAGCUUCGCCUGCAGAGCGCCGGUCCUGCGAGCGGGCGGCGGCCUCGCUGUCGAGGGCAGAGGACCGAGACGAAGAGGUCGAUGCGUGGGAUACCUUGUCUUCGCGAGCCGAGGAUCCUGGGUUUCAGAUGCCAAGCAGGUUUGCGGUGCGAUCCACAGUGGCUGGGAACUCGCUGAUGUCUAUGGCUACAAGGAGGGUUUCCGGCAAUGCUCCGCGGUCGUCGUGCUCGCUGUCUUCACGGCGACGUGGUCUCCGCCUCUUCCAGCCUUCAGCUAUCCACCUUCAGUGUCCUCCGUCGCUCCCUAGUUCGCCUUCCUCGAGUCGGGAGAGGGUCUCCUCUCUUGCCAGUCUUCCGUCUCUGCCUCCUGAGCCCCUGCCGGAGCCGGGCGACCGCGCUCCGAGCAGGGAUGCCUCCGUGAUGUCUCCUCGCCGGUUCCGCGGCUGCGCUCGGUCUCCCUCGUUGACUUCCGCUGCUUCCGUCGCUUAUGCGACGUUGCCCUCGCCUUCGUCUCCACGCUUUUCUGUGUCGCUAUCUGCGCGAUUGACUCGCCAAACCUACUCCAAGUUUCGUUCUUCAAGCUCGUCUCCGUGCCUCUCUGCACGCGAGCGCAGCUCAGCGUGGCUCCGCGCGAGGUCACUUCCUGGUUUUUCCUCUUGUCUGUUUUCGUCCGACUUGAUCGUCUCGCAUUUCGCGUCCUCUUCUCUGCUCCACGCCACCUGCGCAGGGCGACGCUCGCGUCGCCGCACGCUGUCUGUGUCGCGUGGAGCCGGCACUGGCGACUCGCAGGUGGACGGAGACCAGCCCCCAAGCAAGCGGGCGUUCUCGGCCGUCCUCGAGCCCGUCGCGACGCAUGGCGCGGAGCCGCCAGCGAAGAAGGACUUGGCUGCAUCCGGAACAAGCGCCGGUGGGGCGAAGGCGCAGCCCAAGCAGGCGAGUGGGCGAGCGAAAUCGCCUGCGGGCGCACAAGUCAAGCCGCCAGGAGCGGCCCAGGAGAGCCAGACGCAGUCGCCCCAAAAGAAGGCGGCGCCCGCGUCUGCGUCUGGCAAGGCUCAGGACGGUGCGCAGCCGACGAGUGCAGCCAAGCAAGCCGCGAAGCCCGUGUCUGCGCAGAAGCAAGAGGUGACCAAGGUCGCGACUUCGCGCAAGCCUUCGGCCGCGCCUCCCGGAAGUCCUGAGCGCCCUACCGGGUCUGCUGCGAAGACGGGAGGGCCAGCGGGCAAGGCGAAAGCAGCCGCAGGCGAGGAGCUCCAGUUCCUGGAAACGAGUUCUUCAGGCUUUUUGUCGCGUCUUUUCUCCUCGAUGGCGAUCCUGGAUGGAGACGAGCAAUACGAGCCGGUGCGCCAGAGGGCAGCUAGGCCCCAGGGGAGCCCAGACGCCUCGCAGCCCCCCGCGACUCGACCGGACGCAGGAGCCGAGUGCGGCGAACCCACAGGUGCCUCAAAAGCCGGGGAGAAGGCUGCUGACUCUGGAGACCCCCUGGUUGCUUCGAAGGCGAGCCCAGCUCGCCGUCCGUCACCCAACAAGGCAAAGGAGCCUGCGAAAGGCCAGGCCAAGAAGCCCCCGGGGCCUCCCCCGCCUACGGGGAAGCGGCCGACUCCCGAGAAGGCGCCUGCGGAGGCUCGGGCGGAAUCUCGAAACCCGUCGCCCCAACGCGACAAGGCAGGCAAGGUGCAGGGGCUAGAUGCCGUGAAGAACCUACGCGCUGCGCAGCCUCUGAAGCAGGGGGGAGAGGGACGCGCAGACGGGGGUCAGGACGCCAAAGGAGCGCACCCAGCCAACAAGCCUAGCGACCGACCGAUUGCCGAUGCGAAGCAGCCGAUCGCGGAGCAGAGACGGCGGCAGCUCGAGGAGAUGCGGCAGCAGCGAGAUGCAGAGAUCGAGCGCAGAAAGAUGGCAGCCAGGCAGAAGAAGCUGCCUCCGAAGAAAAAGCCGCCGCCAGCGAAGAAAGGCAGACCGCCUUUGACGUCGCCCCAGAAGCCGGUAUCCUCCGCGGAGACCCAGCUAGGAGUGGCGGAUGUAGCGGCUGCAUCGUCGUCUCGGGGCAAACACGACUCAAAGCCAUCGCGGGAGCCUUCUGUGAAGAAGUCGACGACCACGACGGCAGGGAGUCUUCCCUCCCGGUCUGCGUCGCGACUCACGUCUCCUAGGAGAAGCUUGACGUCCAAGUCGUCGGCGGCGAAACGGAACUUUUCUUCGCAGAACCGCCUCUCUAGCUCUCCUGUUUGCACAUCAGUGCGGGGAGGAGAGAGCUCCGCCAGUCGGGCAAAGUCCGUGUUUGCAGGCGAGCCCGGAACAUCGCCCCAAGCACCCUCGAAGGCGGCGACCCCCCCGCCGGCCUCCACUUCAAGCGAGCCGUCAGCUUCCCUUACGGCUCCACCCGCGCCGGUGAUAUCGCCGACGUCUACUACUCAGAGCACCGCGCCGGUGCCGCCCCCCCCCGCGCCGAAACCUUCGCCGCCGCCUGCCGAUACGACGCCGAAAUCGCCUCAGAAGAAAGCUGGUCCAAAGCCGUGCGACCUGCCCCCCAAGGGGUUAGUGAAUACCUUGCAUCGGAGAAAUGUUUUUCUCUCCGCCGACGACGCCGUGUCCAGUUGCCUCUUCGGCAUAUCCGGCUUCCUCACCGAGAUGACCCUCCGGCCGAAGGAAGCGGCUGAGCUCUUCAAGGGGGUCGAAGGAGAGCAGAAAAGGAGGGAAAUGAAAGAGAAGACAAAGAUGCUUGUUGAGGCCCUCGAGUCGGUGGCAGACGAUGUGGGGCUGCGAUACUACGAGAAACUCGACGAGCUGAAGAACGCGGCCGCUGACCUCGCAGAGGCGCUAGGGCAACACGAGUCGUCGAGGGAAGAGAAGGAGGAUGACGGCGCUGCACAAUCCGACAAGGAGACGACAGCGAGGGGCUACAGAAGAAGCGCCGAUGCUCGACGUGGGCACUCUGCAGAGAAAAGAUCCAAGGGAGAUGGCAAGACAAUGGAAGCGACCGUGCACAGAGGCCGCGUGCCAAUGCCGGCAGAGAAACGCAAGGAACUGGCGGAUUUCUGCGAGCUGCAGACUGCUGACCUGACGAUUGAACAGAUGUCUGAGAGAGCAGACGCAGCGCUCGCGAGAUGCGUGACGGUGAUUCUGACGGAGUCUCUGCGGGCGACGCGGCGCGCCUGCCUCAUCGUAGGGGACAACUCGAAUCUCCACGAGAAGCUGCCUUCGGUGCCUACGCGCAUGGCGCCGCGCGCUCCGGAGGAAGUCGAAGACACGGUCACGUCUGCGGUUGUUCAGUGGUCUGUCCUCCGGAAGCGCAUCGAGAAGGAAACCAAGCAGCUGGAAGAGGAGGGAUUCAGCGACGCGUCGACAGAGCCGACGACGCGCCGGUCUAGCCGGUACCGCAGCCAGACGAGCUCCUCUUCGAAGAAGAAAAAGAAGGGUCACGCGUUGCUCUGCGAAAUUUCGGAUGCGCUCAAGUCCCCCUCGGCAUCUGAGCGACGCCGCGCGUUCAGGACUCUAGAGAAAAUGCUGCGCCACUGCUUGGAGAAGGGGAAACGCGAGUUCUGCUCUUUCGGCGACGACUAUAUGGGGCCGUCUCCGUUCGAGAGAGAUGUGGCGAUGUAUCGCGCCAUUGAGCGCAACAACAUUUUGCGCCAGCUGCGCGAGAUCUGCCUGUCAGGCAAAAUCAAGUCUGAGGCGUGGGACGACGACGUGAGCUCGAGCGAGGAGGACGAGGACCCCAGCGAAAUCAGCUGCCGCAGGGGCCCUCAUGCCGACCUCGACGGCCACACGCUGUCCGUGACGACAGAGGAAGGAGGAGGCCGCGUCGUGUCGGUAAAGAAAGGCAUUUUCGAGAACGAUGUUCCCGUCGAUGACAAGCUUCGCGGUGACGUGUGCGUCACAAUGGACGGCAACAAGAAAGUGGUUUCUGUCCGCAAGGGCGCCAACGACGUCUCUCUGUCGAGCUUGGCCGCGGCGUCUUCGGCGUAUCCGCCCGCAGCUGGGAGUGCACGGGGCAGAGGACGAAACUCACAAGGCCGCUCCGCACGUUUCCAGGAAGACAGACAUGAUAACAAGCGGGCAGGCAUCCUCAAGCACUCGCAGGCUCCCUACCAUCCCCCCCUGGGAGAGCUUCUGAAGCAGCCCGUCGUGCCAACGAAUUCUAACGUGUAUCAAAUUGCCGCCCACGCUGCGGAGAUCGUGACGCCGCCGCGGUCUGACGCGGGCGCGCCUUUAUCUCCUUCGGAUCAGCUGCCGCAGAGCAGAGACAAUCCCAUGCGCAGAGGCGCGCAGCCGCAAGCGGCAGAAUUCGAUUUAGAGGACUCGCUGCGCAAUGCCGACGUGGGCGAGAGGAGCAGGGUCGCCGAAUCUCAAUCGCAAAAAGCGUCGACGCCCGUGAGUGGCUGUGCCCGUUUCGACGACGAAAGCACCGGAACAGUGAUGCCGGAGACACGCGCGCCUGCUCACUGGAAGGAGGAAGAAGGGUCCGCCGCGACCCAUGCCAACAAGGCCAGCAGUCUUCACAUGCAGCCACGCUCGCGGCAGCCCUCGGUGUUCAGCGACGUCUCCGGUGUCUCUGGCCUCUCCGAGCACCGACUCCCCACGCAGCUUCGUUUAGAUCUCCUCGAUGAGAAAAAGCGGCUGAAGAGAGAGCAAAAGGCGCUGCAGAAACGGGCCAGCGAGAGCACAAGCCCCGAGCUUCAGCGCCGCUCACCGUCGAGAUCGCGCUCGGCAGUCCAGCCUCCGUCAAACACUCUCAGCGACCCAAACAAAGUCCAGAAUACACACAAAGGAAGAAGGACUUCCGGGUUGUGGUUUCAGUACACUGACGAGAAACGACAAGGCUUCAAAUUUGCGAGGGAGGACGCUUCGAAGGCAUCCGAGUUCCUUCUCCUGAACCUCCCUCCCGGGCAGCAUGGUGCGUCCGCGCAAGCAAGUCACUUGCGCCUUACUACAUCACGGCUGCGGUCUCGGACAUCGCCGAGCCGGGCUCCUGGAGGAGCGAGCCGCGGGGCAGGAGGCGGACAAGCCGGCCGCGGGAAGCCAAGGUCUCACAGUGCUUCUAAGUAUGGACCGCAGAGAGGCCCGACAGUCGUUGACGAGCGGCGCAUCGUUAACCUGAAGAUCAUCGACCCCUUGGAGUUUAAGCCGCCGCCGAAGAACAAGAAACUCGCCGACACCGACUGGGCCAAGUACGGGCGUCCGGCGCCUCGCAUCGCCCGCGAGCAGAGGGAGCAGUUGAAGCCGCAGGUGACAGCGGACGAGGACUUGGAUGCCUUCGAUUGGGCCCUCGACAAAAUUUACCGCGUUGUUGUGGGUGGACAUCCAGACGACGAAAAACAGGAACAGAAAGAGGGCGAUGAGGCGUCGCCUGAAAACGCACAACCGGGCGACCUGGCGCCGCAGAUAUCUGUCACAGCGGCUUCGCCUGCCGGUUCAAACUCCGGGGAUUCGCCUCCGCUCCCCAAGAGCCCCAAAGCGCUGCAGGAGCAGAAACUGCUCGCCUCAGCCGGAGAAACCGCCUUCGGAAAGUUCGGCCGACCUGCUGUGCCGCGGCGGACGCCCAGAGCUGCCGCAGAGCCCGCGUUCCCCACGCGUCAGGCGACGCUGAAAUUGGUGUCGUCGAAGCCUCUGGACCUCUCUAAGGUUCACAACCGACACAAGCAGGCUCCUGUGCCCAGACUGAGCCCCGAAGAGUUGAAGGAGCUUGAGCUCGACGGUCUCGACGAUGACGGUUCGCCUCCAUCUGCGACUCCGCUACUGAAGAAGGCCGGGCCUCAAACGAAAGGAGGCCUGCGCCCGUCGCCAAUAGCGCCCCCUGGGGUGUGUUUGCCGUCUCCUCGAGCCGAGAGGGCCAUGAUCCAUGACCUGAAACAGGGAAUAAAACGAGGAGAGGAGGCUUUUCUUGUCGUUGGGCGCGCUGCGGAUCCGAGAGUUCUUGAUAAGGCCAAGAGAGAAGGGAGACACAUCGAUGAAGUGACUGCCGUUGUCCGUAUCCAGUCGAUGUGGAGGAAACGCCGGGAGAAGUCACAAAAGCAAGCAUCAGAUGCCGCUGGGGCAGUGCAGAAGAAGCAGGUUAAAUACAGCGACGAGAAAAAUCUCAAACAGACCCGGGAGGAGGUGAAAGCGAAGGUGUGCUCCACCGUAAAGAGCGCAGAAGAAAAAGUGGAAGAACAGAAAGACAAGGACGACUAUGUGCGUGUGCCGAUACAGGUUCUUCACCAACUGCGUGAGGAGAUUAGCAGCGCGGAAGCGAGCGCUUGCCCGCAGCUCUAUGAGAUACCUGGCUAUCCUGGUGUUAAGGGCAACUUCGAGGGUCUCUGGCACAUCUGGAUGGCUCAACGUCAACGUGACCUUCAACAUGAGGCAACGAUGAUAGACAGUGUCCUUGAAAAAAGUGAUACGAGUUACACACUUCCGCGUGCGGCUCUCCCACAACUGGACAUUUCGGGUUCUUCAGUGGCUUGCGCCGCCGCGCCAGCUCUGUGGGAGCCUCUGCCCACAGAAGACCUGAUGACGCAUCGCUACGAAGCGUGUCCUGGCGCCCCGCCUGGCGUAGGCGUAGAGGAUCCAAUGGCGCACAUGCAUGGGCCUUCAGCAUACAGAGUUACGCUGAUGAAAAAUGAUGCAGCCGCAAGAGGCGCAGCGGCAUGCUAUCCCGGCGCCAGUGGAUAUGGAAAUCCACAGCUUGCAUACGACGUUGUGCGCAUUCCUGACACAGAAUGUUUUGAUGAGAUCAACGAGCAACGACGGAAUAGCCUGCUGGAGAGCGGCAGCGGAAUGACAGCCUACCCAGUUCUUGCCGUCCCGUUGAGCGAGGUGAGCAAGGAUAAACUAGGAAAGACGGGAGUUACUCAAGACAACACGUUCGUACUCUUCCCGUACGGCGAGGACGCGACGCAGUGUGGAUUCCAAAAACGUGCGUUCUAUGCCGAUGAAAUGCAUAGGUCUUUCGAUACUUUCUGGGACCAAAUGAAGGCAAACGACGUGUUCUGUAAUAGGUCGUAG